This is a messenger RNA of Cercocebus atys (sooty mangabey), 2704 nucleotides long. It is a transcript of the gene PPIH, whose product is annotated as peptidylprolyl isomerase H (cyclophilin H). Lineage: Eukaryota; Metazoa; Chordata; Mammalia; Primates; Cercopithecidae. The transcript is spliced from 10 exons. Gene Ontology annotation, biological process: protein folding; protein peptidyl-prolyl isomerization. Gene Ontology annotation, cellular component: intracellular membrane-bounded organelle. The coding region runs from base 680 to 1213 and encodes 177 amino acids. Gene Ontology annotation, molecular function: peptidyl-prolyl cis-trans isomerase activity. The record is from RefSeq and is a predicted model, not a curated record.
AUUGGAUUUUAUUCUAAAUAUAGGAAGCCAGGAGUUAUUUUAAAAAUAAAUAGGAAUCACAAGAGGUAUUUUAAAAAUAAAAAAUAAAAAACUCUAGUUACUCUGUGGGAAACGAAUUGGAAAUGACCAAACUGGGAGCUUGUGGCAGAACGGAAACAUAAUCUAUUGCCUGACUUAGAGGAAGGGACAAAUAUUUACUUAGCAAGCCUUUACGUGCCAAGCUGUUCUAAACGCUGAGGAUGAACAAACCGGAGUUCCUGCCUUCACGGUGUUCACAGACUAGCGGGCAGAAGCACACAGCACGUGUGGCGGUGUAGAGGGCUUGGUUGCAAGAGCCGAUAAGGAGGACCCUGGCGACUGCCUAGUCCAAAAGCCCUAGCUAGAGCAAGAUCAACUUGUACUGCCCUUAGUACAGCCACGUGAGUGGGGUGACCAUCGACCUUAACCAAAAAGAUGUCAAGGCUUUCCUCCUCCUCACUCCCGCGUCCCCCGUCUCAGGGAGAGUCUCCCAGCUAGACCCCAGCAGCCUCAGCACACACCGCACGGGGCGACACCUUCCGGGGGCGGGGCCCGGUCUCUCUCGGCGUCCACCGCGCCUGCUCCCCGGACGAAACCCGCGGACAGGGCUUUAGGUUCGCCGGAAUCCCACGCUCCCGACUUCUGCUUCCGGGUCGGAGCCAUGGCGGUGGCAAAUUCAAGUCCUGUUAACCCCGUGGUGUUCUUUGAUGUCAGCAUUGGCGGUCAGGAAGUUGGCCGCAUGAAGAUCGAGCUCUUUGCAGACGUUGUGCCUAAGACGGCCGAGAACUUUAGGCAGUUCUGCACCGGAGAAUUCAGAAAAGAUGGGGUUCCAAUAGGAUACAAAGGAAGCACCUUCCACAGGGUCAUAAAGGAUUUCAUGAUUCAGGGUGGAGAUUUUGUUAAUGGAGAUGGUACUGGAGUCGCCAGUAUUUACCGGGGGCCAUUUGCAGAUGAAAAUUUUAAACUUAGACACUCAGCUCCAGGCCUGCUUUCCAUGGCAAAUAGUGGUCCGAGUACAAAUGGCUGUCAGUUCUUUAUCACCUGCUCUAAGUGCGAUUGGCUGGAUGGGAAGCAUGUGGUGUUUGGAAAAAUCAUCGAUGGACUUCUAGUGAUGAGAAAGAUUGAGAAUGUUCCCACAGGCCCCAACAAUAAGCCCAAGCUGCCUGUGGUGAUCUCACAGUGUGGGGAGAUGUAGUCCAAAGACUGAAUCAGCACCUCCCAGGAGCCUGCCCACAGCUGUGGCUAACAUCAGUUGUGAAUCCGUCGCUGAUCCCUCCACCUCCUCUUCCAGGUCUAAGCCCAGACAGUGGUUCCCACCUGGGUGCUCCCGCAGCACUUGGUUCAUCUCUCCACUGUGGCAUUUAACACACUGUAUCACAAAUGUGUCGGUCUGUUUUUCCCUGGACUGAGAUCAUGCUGACUAACAUAGUGCUUGGUCUGACAGAGCUUAGGUCUUGGCACACCAUGCAGCUUACAAAGUACAUUUAUGCAUUUUCAUACAUUUUGCUUGAGGGCCCACAAUUAAACUUCAGUCUGUGCCUACAGUAUGAUCGAUGCCAGCACUCAUUGUCCACUGGAGCAAGGUGUGGCAUGUCUGAGGAAUGGCAGGAGGAGGGGGACAAUAGUAUCUGAGUGUACUUACCCUGUUCUCUUAGUAUAGCUUGCUCGACUUCAAGGCUAUAAACCGAGAAUGUGGACUGCCCUUUCUCUUACCUCUGGGACCGAAACCUGCAAGGAAGAAGGAUUACUUUUUGUUCUGGACCUCCACAGAGAGCCAUCAGAGUCUGACAAAAAGAACAAAGGCUUUGGAGCCAAGUAGACCAGGAAGCCCCACCACUGUCUAAUUCUGUGACUUUAGUCAAGCCGUGAAACCCCUUGGGACCCUACUCCUUUGCAUAAUUAGAUAAUAUAUAAUGCAUGGAGUUGUGAAGGGCAAAUAAAUGAGACAGUAUGCUUGACCAUAAAUGUUAGUUGCUUUCUUCCUGGUUCUUUUGUAAUUUACUGCCCAACUUUGCUCUGGGGACCCAAAGGUCUGACGUAUGGUGAGACUCUGACCUGUUCUACCCUUUUGGGAAAAGAGGAUUGGGAGUGCAGAGAAUAGCUGGGAGUGGCCGGGCACGGUGGCUCAUGCCUGUAAUCCCAGCACUUUGGGAAGCCAAGGCAGGCAGAUCACAAGGUCGAGAGUUCAAGACCAGCUUGGUCAAUAUGGUGAGACCCCCGUCUCUACUAAAAAUACAAAAAUUGACUGGGUGUGUGGGUGUGGUGGCGUGUGCCUGUAGUCCCAGCUACUCGGGAGGCUGAGGUAGGAGAAUUGCUUGAACCUGGGAGGCAGAGGUUGCAGUGAGCUGAGAUCGUGCCACUGCACUCCAGCCUGAGCAACAGAAAGGGACUCUGUCUCAAAAAAAAAAAAGGAACAGCUGGGAGCAUUGUCUCAUAUGGGAUGUCCCCUUCCAGUUGCUCUGAGGUGCUUACCUCCCCAUCCCACAUUGACCUCCAUGUCUGCCAUUGUAGGCCUUCCCUUCUUCUUGGUGGUGGUCUUGAGUAAGAUAAUCUGGAGUGGCCCUCGUGUUUGCUUCCCUGCCUGCUGCUGCCCCAUUUGAUCAAGAGACCAUGGAAGUGUCAGAGAUUCAGAAUCCAAGAUUGUCUUUAAGUUUUCAACUGUAAAUAAAAUUUUUUUGUAUUUUUU